AUGACUAGCUCAUUUUCUCGUCUUCCUCUGGAAGUGUUAAUCAUUAUUCUUGAAUAUGCACCAAAUCUUUCAACAAUCUACACCUUCAUCUGUGCAUCCGCGAUGGUUAACGCAGCAUUCGAAAUCAGCCCUGCUCGGAUUUUAGACGGCGCAAUAGAACGUUCAAUCCCUGAAUUCAAACACCUUGCUCGCAUGGUUACUAUUUUAGGAUCAUUUUCGGCGUCUUUAUCAUUGCAUCCCACCUUUCAGGAUUUAGUGGACAAGUACAACAAUCUGCCAAAAGACGUUCUUACGACAGCUCCAGCAUCUUCUGCAUUUGAAACUGGUACACCAGGUCCUCGCUACCUGGUACUCACAGCAUACCGGAUAGAAAUACUUCAGCACGUUUGCUUCGUUUCUCUACUCCAGAACAUUCAUGAAGCGAUAUGGUACAUUGUACCCACAGAUGAACCAGAAUCCGUUUUCUAUUCUAUAAAACGAUCAAAAUCUGGUAUUGACUUUCAGGCAGCUGCUUGGUGGUCUCCGUCAUGGGUUGAAAAAACACGGAUAACGCGGGCACUUUGGCACUUAAUUAUAUACUGGAAUAUUCAGGCCAUCUAUCCGAACCAUCAAGAUGACUACAGGCUUUCUCAGUACUGUGCGGCAAUUCGGCACAUUAGUCCAUGUCUUGAACCGGAUUUUAAAAACGAUAAAACAUUCCUAGGCCAUGAAGUUGAAGAGAUGAAGUGUCUGCUGGCAGCUACUCGUGACCUUUUGAGUUGUACAGAUGAUCGAUGUCACCUAUUCACCGCGUUCACAAGCUGGACCCCCCCGAAUUUUAGGAUUAACAAAUGCGCAUCUAUUAUUUUCGAAGAGGCUGCGCACUGGCGAUACGAAGAACCAAAACCCAUGACUGGAAUCAGGGCUUGGCACGACGGUCAGCACAGUGAUCUUGUGAGUAGAGAAAGUAGUCGUUUCAGAAAUUUGCUUUGGUAUUUCUGGUUUGAGUACAAGUGGAAACAUCCAAAGCCAGAGAACUAUGAGCCUCAAUUCCCGGAUUAUCUAGGUCUCUGCAUCUGGGACUGCAAACGGCUAGGUUAUCUCGGACUUGCAGAGAUGUAUCACGGCUUCUUAGAUCGAGGCCCUCUGAGGAAUCCUUGCAACUACCCUUAUCGCUCAACUUGCGUAUCAAUUCGAUGGCAAGAGGCUUUUAUGCAAGAAGUGGUCAGGUUACCAGGAGGGCAGCAGCGCCAGCUUUCAAAGGACCUGGAGACUCACAUACAAGAAUGGAAAAGUAUUCCACAAAAACUGAAAGUUAACCUAGACAUAUACCGCAUGGAAAUUCCUUGGGGCAUGGCCAAGCACAUCUUGAUCGUUGUCACCAACGUCGAGCACUACGACGAUCCAUCCCACCCGACUGGCUUGUGGUUGUCCGAGCUCACGCACGCCUGGGACAUCUUUGAGAAGCACGGAUUCGAGCAGACCAUCAUCAGCCCGGCCGGCGGAGCUUGUCCCCUGGAGCCGCGGUCGCUGAAGUUCCCCAACUACGACAAAACCGCGAAAGCGUGGAAGGCCAAUCCGGCACGGAUGACACUGUUGGAAAAUACUACCAGUCCCGACCGGAUUAACUCGACCGACUUCGACGCUAUCUACUUCACUGGCGGACAUGCUGUGAUGUACGACUUUCGCGACAGCGAGAGCCUGCAGCGGAUCACUCGAGAGAUCUUCGAACGAGGUGGCAUUGUUUCCUCGGUCUGCCACGGCUACUGCGGCUUGCUCAACACCAAGCUCUCUGACGGUUCCUACCUGAUUGCCGGACGCAACAUGACUGGGUUUGCCUGGCUGGAGGAAGUGCUUGCUCGUGUGGACAAGCUCGUGCCUUAUAACGCCGAAAAAGAGGCGAAGAAGCGCGGUGUCCACUACAAGAAGGCCAAACUGCCGUUUGUAUCCUACGCUGUAGUCGACGGAAACCUGGUGACUGGCCAGAACCCUAUGUCUGCUAAGGAGACCGCGAAGAAGGUCGUCGCCGCCCUCAGCCGGUCAUGA
Messenger RNA from Talaromyces rugulosus, 2025 nucleotides. RefSeq lists its product as uncharacterized. NCBI's taxonomy places the organism in Eukaryota, Fungi, Ascomycota, Eurotiomycetes, Eurotiales, Trichocomaceae. The record is from RefSeq and is a predicted model, not a curated record. Bases 1 to 2025 code for a protein of 674 amino acids. The transcript is spliced from 2 exons.